Molecule: messenger RNA, 2500 nt
Organism: Diuraphis noxia (Russian wheat aphid)
Lineage: Eukaryota; Metazoa; Arthropoda; Insecta; Hemiptera; Aphididae
Product: neuronal calcium sensor 2
Molecular function (GO): calcium ion binding
Source: RefSeq, a predicted model, not a curated record
UUGUGUUUAUAAUAGUCGGCGCGAGUCCCGUAGUGUGUCGUUCGACGCUGCGUUUUAACGUUCGCCACCGUUCCACUAACGAGUGUCGCCUCCGCGGUGCGAUAUAUAACAAUAUAAAUAUAAUAUCAUAAUAAUACCAAAUUGUUUUUGAUUUCUUUUUUACGGUCAAAUCAAAAACGACCAAGUGUCGAUCUAACAGACUUUUUACGGUUUUACACGUAUUUUUAUUUAUUUUUGUUAGAUUUGUUGUUUUUGGGAGGAUAUUACACUACUACUCCAUCAGUUCGAUUCGAGUGGCGCUCGAGGAAUAAAAACCAGCAAGUGUUAUUCCGCGUAAGACGCAUUCUUCACCACGCCUAGCGCGUUUUAGCCGUCGUAUCUUUCGCGUGUCACCCACACGCGGUUAUAUCGACCGGCUGCGGUGAUGUGCACGUUGUCGUUGCCGUCGUCGUUGUCGUCGUCGCUCGAUCUUUCCCCGACCCCGACAACGGCUGCGAUCGCCGUCGACGCGACAACCGCAACACGAUCGUCGUAAGACCGCGGCAGUGUAACGCAACCGUAGUCGUAUUAUUGUCAUUACAAUAAUUGUAUUAUAAAUCGCGCGCGACACCCGUGGUUACGACACACCGACACCUCGUCCAGACGCCAGCCGACGGACGGAUAUCCGGACAGGAGGACUGCAGCCGCCGUCGUCGAGAUAAACUGUGCAGAUUAUUGUAUAUACCUAGCGGAAUCGUCGCCACCGUCGUAUAUUACACCGACCGUUCGCAGACAUGGGUUGUUUCGGUAGCAAAGACAAGUUGUCCAAAGAGGACAUGGACUUCUUAAAAUCACAUACGAGAUACGACGAAGCGACCAUUAAAGAAUGGUAUAAAGGUUUCAAACAAGACUGUCCAAACGGCCGUUUAACACCAGCUAAAUUUGUGGACAUGUACAAAAUGUUCUUUCCAAGCGGUAAUGCCGAAGAAUUCUGCGAUCACGUGUUUCGGACAUUUGAUAUGGAUAAAAAUGGUUACAUAGACUUCAAAGAAUUUCUAUUAGCCAUAGAUGUCACAUCGUCCGGUACACCGGAAGAAAAACUGAAAUGGGCAUUCAGAAUGUAUGACGUAGACGGCAACGGAGUCAUCGAUAUUCAAGAGAUGACGAAAAUCGUCCAGGCCAUCUACGAUAUGUUGGGUGCAUGUUCAUCUAACCGUCCAGCUGACUCGGCAGAAGAUCGGGCUAAAAAUAUAUUCGCAAAGAUGGAUGAGAAUAACGACGGCCAGCUGACCCAGGACGAAUUCCUUAAAGGCUGUUUACAGGACGAAGAGCUAUCCAAGAUGCUCGCACCAUAACCACUGCCCCGGCUGGCGUGAAAGCCCUGCAAUAUAAUAUUAUAUUUCGCCGCAUUUUUUUGUAUAUCUUUUUCUCUCGCCCCGUAGGGUACGCCUUUAUCGGUGCCAAAAAAAAAAAAUAUUUCGAAAACAAGUCAACCCGUUUUUCUAAAAAAAAAAUUGAAUCAAAAAAAAAAAAAUAUCAAAAAAAAACGAAUUGUUUUCUUAUGGUUAUAUUUUCUCUAAUAGGGUAAUUUAUCUACGGUACAUAUGAUUUUAAUGCGCUAGUUGCCAGGUGGUACGCGUUUUAUAUCUCGUUGGGUGUCCGCCCCAUUUCUACUUGGGUCGAUUUGCAUAGUUUUGCGUAGUAUAAACACAUCGGCAAACCUCCGAAGCCUAUUUCCGAGUAACGAUUUUCCGAAUCUCAAGCUAGCUUCCACUUCACCUGGUGACUUAUUUGUGUAAAUAAUUAUCUGCACAUUCCCGUUUAUUAUUGUUUGUUUCUUUUUUAUUAUUAUUAUAAUUAGAGACUCAAUUGAACUCUGUUAACCUGCGAUGUUUUCAUUUUAAACAGGUUUCAAUCAGUGCAAAGUAAAGCUCAAAAAUGAAAAAAAAAUUACAAAACUCGAUUACGUUCACCGGAUUUGAAAACUCCGUAAAAAAAAAACCAUUUUCGGGCUCAUUUUUAUAGUUUUACUUCAAUAAUAAUAUUGCAAUUAAUGUAAUUGGCUAUAAGAAAACACAAAAAAAUAUAUGUAAUAAAAAGGAAAAACCGUUGCUUAUGAUGGGGUUUCCAAAUAACGUUGGGUUCAAAAAUCGUGUCAUCGAGUGGACCAUUCGUGUAUUAAAACUGUCGGGAACUUUAUGUUCAGAAAUCAAAAAUCCUGCAUAAAUAUAAUAAUUAUGCGACGAAAUCGUAUUUUAUUAUUAUUGAUUACCUUUGGCUAGUUCAUUAAGCCGCUUGUAAUUUUAAGAUACAUUCUCUUGGACCAAUAUAUUUAUAUUAUCUAAUCACAUUAAUUUAUUACUUAAUUUCUUAUCUAUUUUUUUCGUCGAUGGUGCACAUAUAUUGUUGGAUUCCAUUAGCAAUAAAUCGCAACCAAAGUGUCUGUUACCAAAUUAUGAUAAUAUACGUUUACUUUUUAUAUUUAUAAUUAUUAUUUAAUUAAACAUAUUAUUAUUAUUAC